AUGGCCAUGGUUCAAGCCUACCAGCCUUUGUUCGAGAUGGCCCUGGACUUUGUCUUCUCGCCUGAGAUGACCCUCACCUUGUUCAUCGUCCUGAUGACCUAUGAUCUUCGAAGGAGGAGAAUCAUGUGGCUACCAAGUGCAGGCCACACGCGGUUCGCCGGCUCGGCAUGGCGACGAAUGACCGGCAGGGCCAAUGUAGGAGCUGCGCCUCUCGCCGGGCGAGCGCGGCUGCGGCGCUUCGCACCUGCACCUGUGGCGGCGGUGUGCCGCUUCGCAUGUGCCGUCGCUGAUCCUGGAGGGUUCGCUCCGAGCGUGCUUUUUUUCAUGUGUGAGGAUGAUGCGCAGCUGAAGCGGACCUUUGCAGGGGCUUUGAGCCUUGGUUUUCAGAGCCAAUCCCGUUUUUUCGUCUCGCCGCUCGUCCGCGCAGCGCGUGUCGCAGCGGACGGCGGAACGUCCGCGUGGAGACGCUUUCCGCGCUACGACGCGCUGGCGAUCGUGCCAGGCCAGGCGCUGGCAGAGCUGCGAUCGUGCCGGCCACAGGUGCUCUACUUGGGCUACACGCAGGCGGCACCCUGGCGGAGACGCAUCGGCCCCUCCGUCCGUGAAGCGGAGUAUUUGUGGACGACGGUGGCCUACGUUUUGUGGCCUUCGGGGGCUCGUCGUCUUUUGGAGGAACUCCCAGUGGAUCAACCCGUGGACAACUUCAUGUCGCAGCUCAUGGCGCGGAAGAAGCUCCGCGGCUUUGCGACGGUGCCGCCUUUGGCCGCUGGUGCUGGAGGGUUUGGGUGCUCCUUUGGGGGGGGGCUUUUGGAGGGUUGGGUGGAGAAAAGAGCGGAAGUGGAUCUGGAAGAUGAGAGAGGGUUCAUUUUGGAUUUUUGGCUCCACUAG
Durusdinium trenchii is the source of this 888-nucleotide messenger RNA. The record is from the annotation of a GenBank genome assembly. Lineage: Eukaryota; Dinophyceae; Suessiales; Symbiodiniaceae.